Molecule: messenger RNA, 1077 nt
Organism: Magnolia sinica
Lineage: Eukaryota; Viridiplantae; Streptophyta; Magnoliopsida; Magnoliales; Magnoliaceae
Product: enoyl-CoA delta isomerase 2, peroxisomal-like
Exons: 1
Coding region: 187-903 (238 amino acids)
Biological process (GO): fatty acid beta-oxidation
Cellular component (GO): peroxisome
Molecular function (GO): enoyl-CoA hydratase activity; delta(3)-delta(2)-enoyl-CoA isomerase activity
Source: RefSeq, a predicted model, not a curated record
CUGAGUUGAUGUAUGCCGCGUGUACAAUUUCCGAGUGCCUGCGUAUCAAGUAUGGUACGCUGGCAGAGGAUUAAAUAGCUUCACUUUCUUCAAUCUCUUCUCGGCUAUCUCUAGGCUAUUCUCCUCUCUUUUGCCGUUAUCGUCUUUCUGGAGCCCGCAGAGGGAAAGUGUGGCGAAAAACCCAAGAUGUGCACCUUGGAGAAGCGCGGCCGCGUUUUCGUCCUCACCCUAGCCGGCGACGACGAGCACCAUCUCAACCCCACCCUCAUCGACGACAUCCGAGCCGCCCUGCGCCGAGUCCGAGAUGGCUCCACCCCUGGCUCGGCGCUGGUCACCAUCGCCGAGGGCAAGUUCUUCUCCAACGGCUUCGAUCUCAACUGGGCCAAAGCCGCGGGCGCCGGCUUCCAAGACCGGCUCGAGCACAUGGUCUCCAAAUUCGACCAGAUCGUGGCCGAUCUGAUCUCGCUCCCGAUGCCGACCGUUGCAGCCGUUACUGGCCACGCCGCUGCAGCUGGGUUCAUGCUCGCGCUGAGCCACGACUACGUCUACAUGAGGAAAGACAGGGGCGUUCUGUAUAUGAGCGAGCUCAACAUCGGCCUUCCCUUCCCCGAUUAUUUCAUGGCUCUGAUGAGAUCGAAGAUCGGCGGGCUCAAAGCUCGGCGCGACGUGGUGCUGCGGGCCGCGAAGAUCAAAGCCGCGGAGGCUGUGGAGAUGGGGAUUAUCGAUGCGGCGCACGAUAGCUCCGGCGAGACGGUGGAUGCUGCGAUGCGCCAGGCGGAGGAGCUAGCAGGGAGGAAGUGGAGCGGUGAAGUGUAUGCGUCGAUAAGGAAAGCCAUGUUUGCUGAGGUUUCGGAACUGCUGGGGUUGGUGGAGAAGAAGACGGCAACAGCUUCGCGCCUCUGAUACGUGAUAGAUCCGGAGAUGGAUCUGAUCGUUCAUCUACUGGACCUAUAUCCGUUAUAUAGCAUUUCUUAUGAUUCGUCAGGGUUUUAUCUGUUCUCUUAUUGACCGUCCAUUUUGAUGCCGCCAUCCCGUGGCCAUGGAUAUGGGCAAGAAGAUCGUGCUUUUUAUUUUCAA